Messenger RNA from Centruroides sculpturatus (bark scorpion), 702 nucleotides. RefSeq names its product putative defense protein. Bases 127 to 627 code for a protein of 166 amino acids. The transcript has 5 exons. The record is from RefSeq and is a predicted model, not a curated record. Gene Ontology annotation, molecular function: oxidoreductase activity, acting on metal ions. NCBI's taxonomy places the organism in Eukaryota, Metazoa, Arthropoda, Arachnida, Scorpiones, Buthidae.
UGGGAAGCAAAGUUUAGUUCUAGUCACGUGACCAUCAGUUUUCUAUAUAAGAAUCUUGUUCCUAAGUGAAUAAAUAAAUUUCAACUAUAUCUACAUAGAGACAUAAAUUCUACCAAGAAGAUUAAAAUGAUUUUCCUAACUUUAUUACUCCUGGCAACUGGUUGCUAUUCUUUCCCAACUGGAGCACCUACCGAUUCUUGCAGCGAAUUAUUGCCAAAACAUCCAAAGAGAGGAUCAGAUGGGAGUCCAACUUCGGAAAUUAUCGAACCUCAAACUAGUCCUUCUCCAUUCAAGCUUGAAGCUAAAGUAUUGAAGUGCGAUUUAAUUGAGGUUACUCUUAGUGGAGAUGAAUUUAGAGGAUUUAUAUUGAGACCAUUUGACGAAGAUGGAAAACCUUUACCUGGAAAAUUUUCAGAAGCUUCCGGUUUGCAAACCAUAAACUGUGAUAAAGAGGGAGAUACUGCAACCCAUACAGAUCGAGAAUUAAAGAAGGAUUUCAGAUUACAAUGGAAUUAUCCUGAAGGUUGUAGUAAAGAUGGUCUUAAAGUUGUUUUCAAAGGGAGCGUAGUGAAGAGCUACGAUUUGAUCUGGAAAAUCGAAUCUGAAACUGUCUCAUUUAAAGAGUAAACAUUUAAUGAUAUUCAACUUUUUAUUUUUAAUUUUAUAUUGUAAACGACAUGGAUUAUAUUUUUUUUAUUAUUU